Molecule: messenger RNA, 945 nt
Organism: Penicillium manginii
Lineage: Eukaryota; Fungi; Ascomycota; Eurotiomycetes; Eurotiales; Aspergillaceae
Product: putative mitochondrial folate carrier protein Flx1
Exons: 3
Coding region: 1-945 (314 amino acids)
Biological process (GO): nucleotide transport; folate import into mitochondrion
Cellular component (GO): mitochondrion
Molecular function (GO): folic acid transmembrane transporter activity; FAD transmembrane transporter activity
Source: RefSeq, a predicted model, not a curated record
AUGACUGGUCAGAAUGGCCUCUCUUCAUCUGUUGUGGAGACCGUAGCAGGAUUCACAGCAGGUAUAGCUUCGACAGUCUCCCUCCAUCCGCUCGACUUGGUCAAGAUCAGACUUCAAGUCGAUCGAUCUUCCUCCUCGCGCCUCGGCAGCUCGUUACGUAUCAUCCGUCAAAUUGCCCGUCAUGAAGGUGGCCUCGCAGCUUUUUACAGAGGAUUGGGUCCGAAUCUAGUCGGAAACUCGACUGGCUGGGCCCUUUAUUUCCUGUGUUACGGCAGCUUGAAGGAUAUCGCUGGUAGAUACCGGGCACGAGAUGGAGAUGCAGGUCUAGGACCACUGACAUCCUCGGAUUACUUUCUGACAUCAGGAAUCGCAGGAAUUAUCACAUCGGCUCUCACAAACCCAAUUUGGGUAAUCAAGACCCGAAUGCUCUCCACCGGCUCACAAGCUCCGGGCGCGUAUACUUCCCUAUCAUCCGGGAUAAAGCAGAUCUAUGCAACCGAAGGUGUAAAGGGGUUUUAUCGCGGUCUUGUCCCGGCUCUAUUUGGCGUUAGUCAUGGUGCUCUUCAAUUUAUGGCAUAUGAACGACUUAAAAUUCUUCGGUCGAACUCGAUGCGCCAUGAUGAUACCGUGGGCAUGGGUGACAGUGACAAGGCGGGCCUUGCGACUGGAACCCGACUUGGAAAUCUAGAUUUCUUCGUGCUCUCUGGUCUGUCUAAGGUCUUUGCUGGUUGUGUCACGUAUCCGUAUCAGGUUGUCAGAUCCCGAUUACAAACAUAUGAGGCUCACUUGUUGUAUCGUGGUACGACGGAUGCUAUGAGGCAGAUUUGGGCGAAGGAGGGACUUGCGGGCUUCUAUAAGGGGCUCGGUCCGAAUUUGUUUCGUGUGCUGCCGAGUACGUGGGUGACUUUCUUAGUUUAUGAAAAUAUGAAGUUAUUCCUGUCAUAA